CGUUAAUUUGUUGUGAUUGUGUUUGUUGAUGUUUUGAGGUUAUAACCGGUGGCUAAUAAAGUUAAUGCACAUAAUAAAUACUAUCAAAUAAAUAACAAUGACCAGUAAACCCAAUUCCAAACGUACAAUAUAUGUAGGGGGUCUCGCAGAAGAAGUUGACGAGAAAGUUUUGAAUGCUGCCUUCGUACCCUUUGGUGAUUUGGUUGAUGUUCAGAUUCCAUUAGAUUAUGAGACGGAGAAGCACAGGGGAUUCGCUUUUAUCGAGUUUGAAAAUGCUGAAGAUGCUGCGGCAGCAAUUGAUAACAUGAAUGACUCCGAGCUGUUUGGUAGGACUAUUCGAGUGAACAUUGCAGCCCCACAACGCAUCAAAGAAGGUUCCACAAGGCCGGUCUGGUCCGAUGACAGUUGGCUUCAGAAACACGCCGGAGAGACACUAGAAAUAAAUAAGGAUAAAGAUGGGGAAGAAACUGAACAAAAAGAGAAAAUGGAUGUUGAUAGUACCGUUCCAACCAAACCGGCAGAGAAAAGAAAUCCUCAAGUAUACUUCGACAUCAGUGUUGGCAAGCAGGAGAUAGGUAGGAUCAUCAUAAUGUUGAGAGCAGACAUCGUCCCGAGGACAGCGGAGAACUUCAGAGUGUUGUGUACGCACGAAAAGGGGUUUGGGUACCAGGGCAGCAGCUUUCAUAGAAUCAUUCCGGAUUUUAUGUGUCAAGGUGGAGACUUUACAAACCACAACGGAACGGGCGGCAAAUCUAUAUACGGCAGGAAAUUUGACGACGAAAACUUCACGCUAAAACAUACAGGGCCAGGCAUACUUAGCAUGGCGAAUUCAGGGCCAAACUCUAAUGGGUCACAGUUCUUCUUGUGUACUGCGAAGACCGAUUGGCUAGACGGGAAGCACGUUGUUUUCGGGCACGUCAUAUCCGGUCUGGAUGUCCUCAAGAAGAUGGAGAGAUAUGGAAGCAAAAGUGGUACUACUUCAGCCAAAGUCAUCAUCAGCAAUUGUGGAGAAUUACAGUGAUUUGAGAUUACAAUCAUGCUUUGGUUUUAAUUGGAA
Messenger RNA from Amyelois transitella, 1057 nucleotides. It is a transcript of the gene cyp33, whose product is annotated as peptidyl-prolyl cis-trans isomerase E. Gene Ontology annotation, cellular component: intracellular membrane-bounded organelle. The coding region runs from base 98 to 1021 and encodes 307 amino acids. Gene Ontology annotation, biological process: protein peptidyl-prolyl isomerization; protein folding. The transcript has 5 exons. The record is from RefSeq and is a predicted model, not a curated record. Lineage: Eukaryota; Metazoa; Arthropoda; Insecta; Lepidoptera; Pyralidae. Gene Ontology annotation, molecular function: RNA binding; peptidyl-prolyl cis-trans isomerase activity.